AGAAAUCAUGGCCAACGUCACUGCCACUAUACAUCCAAGUAAUCUCCCAUGGCACCCAGGGGCGGUCCCUCUCCCCCUUGUCUCCUUGCAGGUCCAGGAAGUCUAUCCUUUCCAUGACGGCUGGAAUGUGGCUUGCUUCAUCAUCCUUCUGCUCUUCAUCCUAACUGUUCUGUCUCUGGCUGCCUUGGCUGUGCUCUAUGAGCUACUGGACUGUGGGUGCUGUGCCAAAGGGAAGACACAUCACCAGCUACAGGAGGAGGGGCCGGGAAGCUGCAGCAAGCUCAUGACCAGCAUUUGCAAGGAACCAGAAUCCCACACUGAGGUGGUAUAGAGGCAGCAAUGAUGAAGAAAAGGAAUAGCGGGAAUUCGGGUGUCAUUGCUGAGCUGGGCAAUACGACAGCGUCGACUCCAAUGCCCUGAGAAUGAACUUCUAAAACUGCAUAAAAGUACUUCAGUCGCUCACAGUUAAGUGAAUGUGUAGGGAGAGACAAGAUAAGGUUAUAGAACAAUGUAAAAAGGGGGUAGUUUUUCACUGAUUUGGAGUGAGUCUGAUUAGCUUUUCAUUUCAGUUACGAGGGAAUCUUCACACAUCUAAAUUCACUAACACUAACCACAGAUGGCAGACCCUGAAAACCAUAUUUUACAUCAGAAAUAAUGAGGAGAGAGAGGGGGCACCAGAGUAGAAAUAUUACCAAUAUUGUCGCCCAAAUAAACACAAAUUUGACAGA
Molecule: messenger RNA, 728 nt
Organism: Xiphias gladius (swordfish)
Lineage: Eukaryota; Metazoa; Chordata; Actinopteri; Istiophoriformes; Xiphiidae
Gene: smim18
Product: small integral membrane protein 18
Exons: 1
Coding region: 8-331 (107 amino acids)
Source: RefSeq, a predicted model, not a curated record